GUUUUGUACUGAUCUCUCUGAUGAGUCCUAGAAGGCAAAUACCGGUGCAUCUGAUAUAGAUGAAAGCAAAGAAAAGCAAUCAAAUUUCAACCAUGUCUACAUCCUUAAGAGUGAGCCCAUCAGUCCAUGGCUAUCGGUUUGACACAGCCUUGCGAAAGAAAGCCGUGGCCAAUAUCUAUGAAAGCACAGAUCAGGAAUCUCUUCAGAAGCUCUUCAAAAACUCUGGAGACAAGAAAGCAGAGGAAAGAGCCAGGAUCAUACUUGACACUGAUCAGGACUUGGAGGAGAAAACACGAGCAUUAAUGGCACUAAAGCAGAGAACAAAAGACAAACUUUUCCAGUUUCUGAAACUUCAGAAAUAUUCCAUUAAAGUUCAUUGAACUAUCCAAGGAAAAGGGGAUGGAAGAAAAGCUAUAUUUAAAGAACAAGACUGAGUUUGUGAAAUCUUAACAAAUGUGAUAUUCUCCACAACCAUGGAAGCUUCUGGCAGGACAAGUGAACCUGAAAAACUGGUCAUAAGCAUUCAGUCCAAUUCUACACACUGCAAAAAGCUUCCCGGAGUGAUUAAAAACUCUCCAAAUGCGAAAGAACUGGUGUCAGCAACAAGAGAACCAGAAAAGCCUACGCAUGAGUGAAAGAAACCAGCAUGUUUGGCAAGAAACAUACCCAGCGCGCUUCCAGGCACAGAACUAUGGGACAAUGACACAAGCACACAAUCAGACUCAAUUUUCUCAGUAAAUCUGAGGUGAAAGCAGAAUAGAACUUUUUCUUCUACUUGUUUACUGAUUUCAUCUUUUUUCUAAAACUCGUUUUUACUGAAUGUUUAAACGAUUUCUAAGCCUCACUGUUGUCUACUGGGAUGGAGGGUUGGAGUGAUUGAUCAGCUAUUGAUCAUUUAUUUUGCAUUUGUUAAAAUGCAUUAAAAAUAUACCACCUGGGUGUAACAAGUUCAACCUUCAGGGAGUGCAUUUUCUUUAGAAACACUAUGCAAUUGUAUCUCUUUUCUCAUUGUUAUGUGGUAUAUUCGUAUCAUGAAUUAUUUGCACAAAAGCAAAAAUAAUGAAGUUCCUUCCCUGAACUGAAUUUACUGUGAAAGUCUUUUUUAAAGAUAUUUUGUUCAUUUCUCAUUGAUAUUAUUAUGCCAUAAUUACAGAUCUUACUUGUAGAUAGUGUGUUAGAUAUUAGAAAUACUCCGUGGUAAUGUUUUAUGACAAUGCUAUAAUUUUAUCAACUAUAAUUUAUUGCAUAUGGAGAGCUACAAACUUAAUAAAUUAUA
Mauremys reevesii (Reeves's turtle) is the source of this 1276-nucleotide messenger RNA. It is a transcript of the gene TCIM, whose product is annotated as transcriptional and immune response regulator. Gene Ontology annotation, biological process: negative regulation of Notch signaling pathway; endothelial cell activation involved in immune response. Gene Ontology annotation, cellular component: nucleus; cytosol. NCBI's taxonomy places the organism in Eukaryota, Metazoa, Chordata, Testudines, Geoemydidae. The transcript has a single exon. The coding region runs from base 60 to 380 and encodes 106 amino acids. The record is from RefSeq and is a predicted model, not a curated record. Gene Ontology annotation, molecular function: Notch binding.